Molecule: messenger RNA, 4145 nt
Organism: Elgaria multicarinata webbii
Lineage: Eukaryota; Metazoa; Chordata; Lepidosauria; Squamata; Anguidae
Gene: PDE10A
Product: phosphodiesterase 10A
Exons: 24
Coding region: 53-2638 (861 amino acids)
Biological process (GO): signal transduction; negative regulation of receptor guanylyl cyclase signaling pathway
Molecular function (GO): protein binding; 3',5'-cGMP-stimulated cyclic-nucleotide phosphodiesterase activity
Source: RefSeq, a predicted model, not a curated record
GGAGAAAAAGAGAGGGGAGAGGGAGAAAACCCAAGUCCCAAACACCGUCCAGAUGUCGAAGAAACGCAAAACCCCCGAAGGGGGAGGAUCCGGCCUCCCUGAGGAGGAACCCAAAACCCAGUUGGGGGACAGCGAGGAGCAAGGAACAAACUCAAAAAGUACUUUUGUGGCACAGAAAUGCCUGAUGCAGCGCACUCUGCAGCAGUUAACUGGUUUGACAGAUGAAAAAGUGAAGGCCUAUCUUUCUCUUCACCCCCAGGUACUGGAUGAAUUUGUAUCAGAAAGUGUAAGUGCUGAAACAGUGGAAAAAUGGCUGAGAAGGAAACACAACACAGAGGAAGAUGCUUCAACUCCUAAGCAUGUCACAAGGUACCAGAAUUCUGAUAUGCAAGGAGUGGUCUGUGAUCUGAACAACUACAUAGAACAGCGGUUGGAUGUAGGAGGGAACAAUCAACUGCUCUUAUAUGAAUUGAGUAGCAUCAUUCGAAUGGCUACAAAUGCGGAUGGAUUUGCACUGUAUUUCCUGGGUGACUGUAAUAAUAGUCUUUGUGUGUUCACACCACCGGGAGUAAAGGAUGGACAACCACAGCUUGUUCCUGUAGGACCCGUUCAACUUGGCACCACAGUAUCUGCACAUGUAGCCAAAUCUAGGAAAACGUUAUUGGUAGAAGAUAUUUUGGGGGAUGAGCGGUUUCCCAAAGGUACUGGCCUGGAAACAGGGACUCAUAUCAAGUCUGUGCUUUGUUUGCCAAUUGUUACUGCAGUUGGUGACUUGAUAGGUAUCUUGGAACUUUAUCGACAUUGGGGCAACGACACUUUCCAUGUCAGUCAUCAAGAGGUUGCAACAGCGAAUCUUUCAUGGGCCUCAGUAGCACUACAUCAAGUAGAGUAUUCCAAAUAUUCUGAUCAGGUAUCCAGAGGCCUUGCCAAACAGACUGAACUGAAUGACUUCCUGCUUGAUGUAUCAAAGACAUAUUUUGAUAAUAUAGUCGCAAUAGAUGCUCUACUUGAACAUAUCAUGAUAUAUGCAAAAAACCUGGUGAAUGCAGACCGCUGUGCACUCUUCCAGGUAGAUCAGAAGAACAAGGAAUUAUAUUCAGACCUAUUUGAUAUUGGGGAGGAACAGGAAGGGAAACCUAUCUUCAAGAAGACAAAAGAAAUAAGAUUUUCUAUUGAAAAAGGAAUAGCUGGUCAGGUAGCAAGAACAGGUGAAGUCCUCAACAUCCCUGAUGCCUAUGCAGAUCCACGUUUUAACAGAGAGGUAGAUCUCUACACAGGCUAUACCACCAGGAACAUUUUAUGCAUGCCUAUCGUGAGCCGAGGAAGUGUAAUAGGCGUUGUGCAGAUGGUGAACAAACUAAGUGGAAGUGCCUUCUCUAAAACUGAUGAGAACAACUUUAAAAUGUUUGCAGUCUUUUGUGCUUUAGCUUUGCACUGUGCUAAUAUGUACCACAGAAUUCGCCAUUCAGAGUGUAUUUACCGUGUAACUAUGGAGAAGCUUUCUUAUCACAGUGUUUGUACAGCAGAAGAAUGGAGAAACCUCAUGGACUGUAAGCUCCCACCACUCCUCUGCAAAGAAAUUGAACUAUUCCACUUUGACAUCAGUCCUUAUGAGGAUUUCUGGCCAGCCAUUUUUGUCCAUAUGAUCCAUCAGUGUUGUGGGAUAGGCUGGAGGAAAAGAAGGGAAGAGGCUAUGAACACAGAAGAUGCUAUGAUGUCAGCAUUGAGCCUUUAUGUGGAAGCUGAUGUUUUGGAGGAAGGUUUUGAACUAGAAAAGCUAUGUCGUUUCACUAUGUCUGUAAAGAGGAACUACCGCCGAGUCCCCUAUCACAACUGGAAGCAUGCAAUUACGGUAGCACAUUGCAUGUAUGCCAUUCUUCAGAAUAACCACAGAGUUUUCACAGAGAUAGAGAGAAGAGGUCUUCUGGUUGCAUGUUUAUGUCAUGACCUGGAUCACAGGGGUUACAGCAACAGCUAUCUUCAGAAGUUUGAUCAUCCAUUGGCAGCUCUUUAUUCCACCUCAACCAUGGAACAACACCAUUUCUCACAGACAGUAUCAAUUUUGCAGCUUGAAGGCCACAAUAUUUUCUCUAAUUUGAGCUCCAGUGAAUAUGAGCAAGUCCUAGAAAUCAUCCGCAAAGCCAUCAUUGCUACAGAUCUUGCUCUGUACUUUGGAAACCGGAAACAGCUGGAAGAGCUGCAUCAGACAAGAUCACUGAACCUUAAAAACCAAGCACAUAGGGAUCGUGUGAUUGGGUUGAUGAUGACAGCUUGUGACUUGUGUUCUGUGACAAAAUUGUGGCAUGUUACCAGAUUGACAGCCAGUGAUAUAUAUGCAGAGUUUUGGGCGGAGGGUGAUGAAAUGAAGAAGUUAGGCAUUCAACCUAUUCCCAUGAUGGAUAGAGACAAGAAAGAUGAAGUUCCUCAGGGCCAAAUUGGGUUUUACAGUGCUGUAGCCUUGCCAUGUUACACUACGCUCUCUCAGAUCCUCCCUCCCACAGGGUCACUGCUUAGAGCAUGCAGGGAAAAUCUCAAACAAUGGGAAAAAGUGAUACGAGGAGAAGAAGCUUAUGGAUGGAUACCCACCCAGACAAAUAGCACUGCAUCGGAUUCACUACCUGUGAAGAUUGAUGGUUGAUCCACAUUAAAAAAAAAAAUUGAAGACCCACCCUCCCCCUUUUUAGGUUUUUAAAAGGAUAAACACUGCAAAUGCUAACUGGGAAGACUGUGUGCAAAUUUCUUUCUUUGGUGAGACAGUGUGAACAGAGAGAGACUGACUGACAAUUCAACUAUUUCAGAAUCAGCUAUCAAAGCAAAUGUUUGGCUUGUAUAUAAAAGACUGGAUUUUUUAUGGGCUACUUUGCUGAGGCCUUAAGUUAAAAUUCCUGGAUGGGGAGGGCAAGUCUUAGGGAUUGCUUUUAAAUUGUGUCUUCAUACUAGUGAGGCAAGGUGGCAUUUCAAUGGUACUUUUAUUAUACUAUACUGUGGCUGGUUUUAAUACCAGUUUCACUAGAGUAGUUCUUGGCUAUAAAUAGGGCAUUUUCAAAUUGCUUUUGUGAAUGUUUUUGUUUGAUCUUUGUGUAAUCAGUGUGAACUCCAGAAGAAAAUCUCUGGGGCUGAAAUUUAUCAUUGAGUUUACAGUACUUGAAUUUUUCUUGCUGCAAACAGGGGGAAUUUAACUUCCAGAUAGAAGACUCCAAAAAUCAUUUUAUUAACAUUGUAGGGCAAUUGCUUAAUUGCACACAAUAGACAUGUGAAAGGAUAUAAUGUAUGGUUCUUCAAAGUGAUUUCAUAAGCUAGAGAAUGUGUCUACACUGGAAAUAAUAGAAUAUUUACCUCUGGUAAGGAGAGAUAUAAGUAUCUCAUCAGGUACCCGAGGGCCUUCCUGUCAGCAUUAGUAAAAGUAAAAUGCUGAAUUUCAAAUGUGGCUAGAGAUCUCUCAAGUAAAUAAACCAGUCAAUUUAUAUUUUUGCAAAUAUUUGAGAAACAUGCCUCCAAAUCCCAACUAUCCCACCAAAAACAGGAUAUUCUAGACAAAGUCAUAUUUAUUAGAAGUCAUAAUGGUACAUUCAUAACAAAUAAAACAGAUGUUCUCAGUAGCUUUUGUGUUGCUCAUCUAGUACUAUUGUGCCCUUCUUAUUGAUGCUUCAAAUAAUUUGGAACUUUCCUUAAAAAUAUUCUUGUCUAAUCUUGUAAGCAGAUUGACUGCUGAACAAGAGCUGAUUUGGAAACCAUUGAAUACUGUGAAUGAAGGUCUGUGCUGAGUUGGGCCUAUGUUCUGCAAAUAAUUACAUUAUGUGAAGCAUGUGUAUACCUCUUUGCAGAAUUUAGUUAUAGACCUGGUGCAAAUAUUUUAACUUUAAUAGAGUUUUAUAGGGUAUAUAAAUAAGCCAUGGGGUUGAAUCUUAGCACCACUGACCUCAAUGUGAGUUCUGCUGUUGACUUGAAUAGAUAUUGUUUUCCUUUGCCCUUUUUCUUGUGCCAAUUCCCACAAAUCUCCCAAGUGUAUAGAGUCUAUAGGGAGCAAGAUUGUACCUGCCUUUGAGUCUGGCCACAAUUCAUGUACUGGACAUAACAUUUAAGAUGCGUGAAAAGUUACUGUGAGACUAUCUAAAUGCAGGUUGAUAUCUGUGAACUCUGUGAAU